AUGAUUCCGCAAUAUUGUUUUACAUUUGUUGACGAUGUUCUGUUGGCUUUAAAUCCACAUGAAGAAUUAAGCAUAUAUGAUGAAUCUAUUGUCAAUUUAUACUGCCAACAACCCAUUUCGACAUUGCAUGCCAAAGUUUGUGAAAUUAAUGGGUUGCAUUUCAGUGGUGAAUCGGGAUCAGGGAAAACGAGAAACUUAAUGUAUGCGUCAAAAUAUCUUAUAUAUUCGGCUAAAAAAACGAUUAUUUCGGCUGAACAGGUUGAAGCUAUUUGUACGAUUAUAAAUGCAUUCGGUGGAGCGAAAACGUUGAAGAAUGACGAUGCCACUCGUCUUGGAUAUUUCAUACGACUUUUUUAUACAAAAAAUGAUUCUAUUGAUGGAAUUGAACUGCGCAGUCCAUUACCGUUGGAAAUAAAUCGAUGUGUUUGCCAAAAAAACGGUGAACGAAACUUCAAUAUUUUCUACCAAAUGUGUGCUGGCAUAGAUUCAUCUUUGCGAGCGAAAUUUGGCAUAAAGCAGUGCGUUAUGAAGGAAGAUGGACGCUCUUCGGGUAAAUGUGCUACUAAUGAGGAAAUUGAGCUGAAUAAAUUUGUUGAUUUGCGGCAAGCAAUGCAUUUUCUUGGAUUUACUGAUGAUCAGCAAAAUUUUAUUUUCCGCGUUUUGGCUACGAUUUUGCAUAUUGGCAAUAUAUUCUUUCGUCCGAGGAAGGUGUCCGAAAACCCAGAAAUUGUUGGAGUUGAACCCGUAAAUGAAUCUGAAAUUAAGUGGUCUGCAUAUUUACUCGAGCUCGACGUUAUUCAGUGGAAUGCGAGAAAAGGCGAUGAGCAAGUGUCAGUACCACUGAAUAUGGUGCAAGCACUGGAUGUUAGAGAUUCUUUGGCUCAAUUUCUUUAUAAUGAAUUAUUCCAAUGGAUUACGUCUCGUAUAUCAUUUAAAUAUCAAUGCACAAAGUAUAAUUCUUCCAUCAGUCUUCUCGAUUAUUAUGGAUUUGAACGAUAUAAUAACAAUUCAUUUGAACAAUUAUGUGUCAAUUUGGUAAAUGAACGAAUCGAACAAUUUUAUUUGCAAAAGAUUUUAAAAGAGGUUUUAUAUGAUUAUCAGAAGCAAGAAAUCGAGAUCAACUAUCAGAUGCCAUCGAAGAUUAAUAAUGAACGUGUUAUCGAACUUCUCGUCAAACGCCCUAAUGGUUUAAUACCACUUCUUGAUGAUGAAUGCAAAUUUCCAAAGGCAUCUGCCGAAGGCUAUCUACAGCGUUGUAAUUUAAGCCAUCUUGGCAAGAAUAUUUACGGCAAAGCAAGAACAAAAGAUCGCCAGGAAUUUGCUAUUAAACACUUUGCUGGUCAAACUUUUUAUUCUGUUCAACAGUUUAUUGAAAAAAAUCGCCAUCCUAUAAAUAUUGACGCGAUCAAUAUUCUUGCCAGAAGCCAAAAUACGUCCGUGGCUCAAACAUUUCGAAAUUGCAUUGUUUCGAAAAAUGUUGCUCAAGAUGGAUUUGUAUAUGUUGCACAACAAUUUAAUCGAACUUCAAAAAUUCUUAUCGACAGUAUUAGCAAUAUUUGGCAACAUCCAUCCUUAAUUUUAAGAGGAAAAUGCCAAUUCGUCCGAUGUAUAAGAUCGAAUAAUGAGAGACAGCCUGGAAAAUUUUGCGAGCAAACCGUUAUGCGCCAACUACAAGCCUAUGUAGUUCCUGAUACAGCUAUGAUUAGACGACGUGGAUUUCCCGUUAAGCAUACUUUCGAAGAUUUUGCGGCACUGAGAGAAGUCGAUCGAAAACGUGUCGAAAUUAGAAAAGCAAUAGAUGCGGAAACGAGAAAUAUUCGGAAACUUAAUUUAUAUAAUGAAGAUGGAGCUAACAUUAUUGAAUCAGCAGAAAAUCGAAAUCUUCAACCUCUGGAAACUUCAGCUGCUCCUGUUCAAUAUCUCGAUUUUCCGGAACAACUUAAACAGCGGAUGAAUGAAAUUGAUGAUAAUGAAAUGAAUAAUUUUUGUAACACAUUUACCUAUACGCCAUUCUUGAAAAAAUGUGUUAAACCGCAAAUUCCCUCUAUAUCACUGGAAGAAUUCGCGAAGCAAAGUUUCAAGAAUCAUCUUCUUGAAGCUCGGCGCGAACCAAUAAUCACACCAUUUUUACCGAAAGAUACAGAGGAAGAAUUUAAUGAAGCACUUGAGAUUUUUAGACUCAUUCUUCGAUAUAUGAAUGAUACGUUACUUUCUAAUUCACAUUUGGCUUCAGUUGCAAAAUAUAUAAUGCAAAAAGGGAUAGGUCGCCCAGAACAAAGAGAUGAAAUCUUCGUUCAGCUUUGUAAUCAGACUUAUCGUAAUCGUGUUAAAGCGAAUGCUGAUAAAGCGUGGACAUUGAUGCUUGCUGCUUGCAACAGUUUUCCACCUAGCAUUCAUAUAUUUCCAGUAUUAAUGCAUUAUUUCCAAAGUGCACCUCAGAAUCUUUCACAACUUCUUACUGAUAGUCUCUUGCGACGAAUUCGUAAUAAAGAUUCAUCAUCUAAUCGUCUUCUUGCGCCUACUUUUCUGGAGCAAGCCGGCUUCAAAUAUCGACAGCCAACCGUACUCGAGGUAGAGUCUCCUAAUGGUGAAACUGAGGAUAUAGAAGUAGAUUCCUGGAUAACAUGUGAAGAACUAGCGACAACAUAUUUGCAAAAUAAAGGACUAGGUGAAUCGGAUGGCUGGACAAUAACAGUUACUAAUUCAGUAUGGGUAAUACACGGAGCUGGAAAUCAUUAUCUCUAUGACAUAAUUGCUCAAUUAGAGGAACGUCCUAGGAAAUCUGAAGAAGAAUUUUUCGUUCAUUUUGACAAUGCAGGUGAUUUUUCUGCCGAUAAGAUGGUUGUGCAGAAACAGUCAAUGCUGCCUCCGGAUGACGUCGCUUCACUAUCUGUUCAACAUUCAUCCAUUGGUCAGAGGGACAUUGCAGAUGCAAUUGAAAGGACCAUGCCUCCUACACCACCGGUGCAUUGUCGCCAUCACAAGACUGAAAACAGAUAUGAUGGGAUAAUGAAAUACGAAUUAAAUGAAACUCCACUUCCACCGCCUCGACAAAUACCAAAAACUUCAAAUGGAAAUCCAAAUAGAAUAUAUGGCACGCUAGAUGAACAUGGCGUUCAGAACUCACCGCGAACAUUAAGAAGGUUUGUUGGUGCAAAUGAAUGCGAGCCGAAGUCUACCCAGCCAAACUCUUUCGAUCAAGCAAUGGUUGCAAAUGAGGAAUAUACACCAUGUUCUGAAGAUGGGCAAACAUUGUCAAGGUAUAGGCAUCAACAGCAACAGUUUGCUGAGAUGCGCCGUCUAGAUUCACGUCCCCAAUUUGCUUAUAUACCUCAACAAUUCGCCGUGCCAGUUGUGCCAGCACAAGUUCAAUUAAUGCCAAUUAUGCUACCGGCUACAACAAAUAUGCCGCAAAAUUUUGAAUUUAGGUCCUUACCGAAAAUUGAAAAUAUGCGAAGUGAUCGAGUUAGUACUUCAGUAAUGAUGAAUGAAGAUAUUGGAAAUAUUAAGGUAAUGGAAAAAUCUAAUGAAUCUGUUCGAGAAUAUCAGGAUGAUAGAAUUCAGACACGUGAUAGCAAUCUCUAUAGCGGUAGAUAUUUAAUGUUAAUAAUAUACAAUAAGGCUUCAAGUAAAUAUUCAACAGUUCCAUGUUUAGAAGAGCAACUUCGUCGUCCCGCAAGCGGUUAUUCAACAGCAUCCAUAUCGUCACGUAUUCGACGAAUGCAAAUCCCAUCAAAAAAUAGCGAUGUCGACAAAUUUUUAGAUGAAGUUUUUGAACAGGUUGGUACAUAUGUUGCAGUUUUGCCACCACACGAAUUAGAAAAAAGUAAUGAAAUUUGCAUGAAUAAAAAACUGAUUGCCUCGAGUAUUAAAGGUGGAGCAGCGCUUUCGGCUUCAUCUGAAGCAGACAUACCAUCAGUCGGCGGAAUUAAUUCUGCUAUGAAUUAUUAUCAACCAUCGAUGCAAGCGCAAUAUGUUCAGCCAAAUGUUAUGAAUUAUACAGCGCAACCUGUGAUGAUGAUGAUGCCUAUCGAUGGUCGCAUGCUCAUUCCACAACAGGCUGUUGCUUCGCAGGAGAAUCAUUUUAAUUCCCGAAUGACAUCAGUUUCUUCAAUGAUUCAACCUGUCCCUGUUGUUAUUCCUUCCAUGUUUCCCAGCAAUGUGUCACAAUUAGAAAAAUCAUGGAUUACAUUCUUGCAGAUGAUGUGUGUGUCGCCAACUCCAAGUUCAAUGCCUUGUUUAUCACCUGUUUCUUUCAGGGAACAUUCUGAAGAUUUUCCAGCUGUAAGCGAUCAAAAUUUGUCAGACUUAACGCAUUGUACUGCAACAGGAAUAAGAGAAAAUAAGAGGAUAGAGCAAUCAUCACCACAACCAAACACAGCGAAAUCACCAAUUAAUUUAGAUGGAAAUUCUCGAAUUGGCCAAAUGAAUCCAACAUCUAUAAAAGCUAGGCAAGCGAUAAUUGAAGGGGAAACGUUAAGACAUCGACAAGAAGUUGCAUCGCAUUCUACUAGCCAUCAUAAAUUAGAAAAUAUUUCCGAUUACAAAAGAAAACACUCCGGAAAUGCAAUUCAGACCGAUGGAUUAGAUGGAAAUGAAUUCAGAAGAGAUGAAAUUGCUUAUAAUACAAUCAGUUCUGAUCGUCUUGACUCUAAUUACAUACAAGAUUCAUCUACUAUAUCAAAUAAGAACGUACAAAGUAAAAGGCAAGUAAUAGAUCCUGCGCAAUCACUUUUGGAAGAAAAAUUUUAUUCGCUGAACAAUCAUCAAAACAAAUCAACUGGCAAUAAAAAUUCGAAUUACAUUAAUCGUCCAACUCCUCCACCACAUGGUGUCGAAAAAUAUUUGCAAACAAAUAAAAAUGAUCCGUUGCGCAUCGGUGAAUGGGUAUACGAAGCGGACAUUCUUCGUUCGGCAGCCCGAAACAAUUCUGAAGUACUAAAAAGUAACAAUAGGAUUAAUACGCAGUUGCUCCAAAUUUCAUCUAAAAAGAAUCUUUUCGAUAAAUCAGCAAUGAAAUCGCGUGCCGCCGUCCGAUACAGACAACAACCGUGGACGUUAACGAUAAGGAAAGAACUAUUCUAUUUGUAUGAACAAUUAGACGACAUACAAGAGAUUGACCUCAUAUUUAGUCAAAUAAUCUGUGACUGCCGAAAGCAAAUGCCGUAUCGAAUAAGGAAUUACGAAAGAGAUUCGAUAAGCCAAAUUUUGCGAAACAAUAGCAUUCCGCCUGCUGCUAUUGAUAGACCUCGCGAAGUGCCAGUCGAUGUUAAAUUGCAUAUAAUCGAAACUGCACGGAAAUGGCCUUUGUAUUUUUGCCGCUUUUAUGGAGUAAUCGAAGAACGUGAUCAUGAAAAUGUCUACAGGAUUAUGGGAAUAAGCGAAUCUGGGAUUCGACUAGUUUCACAGAAUUUUGAGGAUAGAUAUGAACCUUUCUGCAUCACUGAUCAUUUUGAAUAUUGUGAUUUUGCUGAAUUACGAAUUGAUGGGCGAAAUUUGAUGAAAUUAGUGACUCGUAAAGGACUUGUUGUUAUCAUAAGAUCUAUUCAUGUUGAUCAAAUGCGAAAUCUUAUUGAACGGUAUAUUACCGGCAGUGGAAAGAUAAAAACAUUCGUGAAAGCAAUCGCUGAUUAUAUUACAAACGAACCUAAUCUAUUAAGUUUCAAAAAAGACGAAAUUAUACAAAUUAUAAGCCAUAGUAGAAAUGAUCUGCAAAAUCAUUCAAAUGAUAAUUGGUUAUAUGGUAGAAUUGGAAGCAAAUAUGGAAAUUUACCUGCAAAUUAUGUUCAAUUCUUGGAUUCUAAUCCAGUAAGUUUUUUAAGUUAA
Molecule: messenger RNA, 5826 nt
Organism: Dracunculus medinensis (Guinea worm)
Lineage: Eukaryota; Metazoa; Nematoda; Chromadorea; Rhabditida; Dracunculidae
Source: the annotation of a GenBank genome assembly